GGGGCGGGUUAAGGAGUGGUUGAUGUCGCUGAUGUCAUCCCCCUGGGUUCGGAUUGGAUCAGGGAUCUCCCCUCGGGACUUCACCGCUUUAUUGAGCUAAUUAUCGCCGUCAUGUCUAACAACAACUCCAGCAGCAGCCUGGUCGUCGCUCAACGGGCCGUCAAGCAGCUUAGGGUGGAGGCGAGCGUCCGCAGGAUCCAGGUGUCCCAAGCUGCCGCUGAAUUGAGGAAUUUCUGUCUGCAAAACGCGUCCAAAGACCCCCUGCUGGUGGGAAUCCCUUCCAGUGAGAACCCCUACAGACCCCCAAAGUCCUGCAGCCUGUUCUAGGUAUGAGGAGAUGGGUUCUCCAGCAGUAAUGUUGCAGGGUAAUAAGCAACAUGAAUGAGUUCUGCAGUUACGUCCCUUUGAAGGCUUUCUGCUCUUUUUGCGGACAGCAGCCAGGGCGGAGGUGUAACGGGGCAAUGGUUCCUGGUAAACGGACACUCUUAUUAACCUAGUGGUGCCAUCAUGUAUUACGCACUCUAAACUGUGCCAAACAGUGUCUCGUUCUAAACUCUGUAGAACUGUGUAAAUUAGGCAGACUUCAAAGUAAGAUGUUGCUUUGAUUAAUAAUUUAUUCACUUAACAUUGUUUUAAGGACUCUUGCUUUGAAUCCAAUGUUUAAUACAUUACAAGCAUUCAUCAGCCUGUAGUUUAUUAAACAAAUGACUGCAGCUGUGUGCCUGCACCAUGUUAGAAACAAGUGGAUCUGUUGAUUAUGAAUGGACACAGGCCACAGCUCCUCUCUCUAUUGAUGGUGUGCUGCCUGGUUGGACUUUCAUCUCAUCAUUUAGUCCAUUUAUUCACCAAUAUUCCAACAAAAUAGAUUUCUGCUUUAAAAGUUUCUGCUAAUUCAAAGAUUUAUCCAGGGUAGUGACCACCAUCGAUCCAACUCAAAAGCACACACAUUGAAAGAUGACUUUUUUCAACUAUUUCUGGAAUUCAGUGAAUUGUGUGAUUUACAUUUUAGCUUUUUAAUCUAUACCUUUCCACACUGAAAUUCUGUGCCUUUAACCUUAAUCCUAAAUGUAUUGUUAAAUUCAUCUGCCUUAACUUUUCUAGCAUUUUAAACAGAAUGUAUUAAAUUGUAUUAUAAAAAUCA
This is a messenger RNA of Gadus macrocephalus (Pacific cod), 1141 nucleotides long. RefSeq names its product guanine nucleotide-binding protein G(I)/G(S)/G(O) subunit gamma-10-like. The record is from RefSeq and is a predicted model, not a curated record. Gene Ontology annotation, cellular component: heterotrimeric G-protein complex. NCBI's taxonomy places the organism in Eukaryota, Metazoa, Chordata, Actinopteri, Gadiformes, Gadidae. Gene Ontology annotation, biological process: G protein-coupled receptor signaling pathway. Gene Ontology annotation, molecular function: G-protein beta-subunit binding. Bases 112 to 327 code for a protein of 71 amino acids. The transcript is spliced from 3 exons.